CAUCACUGCGGGCUGGACUCUGCGCAGCACCCGGGCUCUCUUAAAGGAACAGCGCCAUGUUUGGUGACAGACCAGAUAACUCCACAUACUUACAGCAGCAGUCUCCAUAAUGACCCACAGGAUCUGCUUCACCUCUGGGUAAAAACUGAGCACCAUGAACAUCUCCAUCCCCUCCAUCCUGCUCGGUCUCGGAGGAAAAUGUCUUCUCAACUGGAGCCUGGUGUUUCUGCAGAAGAACCACAUCUGCAGAAGCUUCCUGGGGGUUUUCAGCGUUUCCCUCACUGUCGUUGACACGCUCCUGACCCUCUCCGUCACCGCGCUCCACGGUGAUGGACACGCCCUCCUGGGCUUGAAGCUGACCAGGUAUCACGUGUGUCUCCUGGUUCAAAUCAUCGGACAAGUCUACAGCACUCUGCAGUGGCCUGUUGUAGUUGUGGCCGCUUUGGAUCACUUCUUCACUGCCACUCGGAGGUUUCAGUCCACAAACACCAGAUCCAGACGGGUUAUCUGCUUAUUUGUGAGCGGCCUCCUCUGGAGCCUCGCUGCUCUCUACAUCUUCCUGCUGUCUGGCUUCCGGCCUGUCGUGGAGGAUGUGUCUCACAACCAGUGCUGGAUCUUCCACACCUCUCAGAUCCUGCAUGUCACCGUGUUCCUCCUCCUGACUGUGAGCUGUGCAGCGUUGCAUGCCUGGUGCAGCACACGACUAUUAAAAAUUCCUCCUCUGAAUGACCAAAUUACAAACCAAAGCAGAGCUCAUUGCAGAGGAAGUGUUGUUCACCAAGCCCUGCAGAUAUUUCUGAACACAUGGGCUUUAUUCCUGGUUUUCCUGGCCGUGCUCCUCCUGCUCCCUGUGGUAAUACCUGCGUACCUGGGUCUGAACGUGGCCUGGCUCUGCUUCCUCAACAGCCUUCUAAUAGCAGUCGUUUUAUGUGCAGUCUGUUCUCGGGGCCUGGCAGCAGUUCCCCCCGACAGUUUCUGUGAGUGGAGAUUUAAAUUUAGCCUGGCUGCAGAGGACAGAACAUGAAAGCAAAGCACAAAGCAAAAAAAAAGAAAAAACACAAACAGGUCUCAGGUUAGAAGAAGUGGAAUUAGCUGCUGAAGCCUCAAUAUCUGCUAGGAGGAAAAUAAAUUGUAUUUUGAAAGAAAAGUUGUGUAGCCAUGGUAGCAGCACUGCUUUACAAAUGGCAAUGUGGAUGUGUUGGUCAGUCCAUCACUUAGGCCUAGACCAAAAUGUCUCAACAGUCAGUGGAUGGAUUGAUGUUCGGUGCAGACAUAUAGACAGUCUCCCUGUAACUGACAAAAAAAGAGUAUACGAAAUAAAACCGUUAUUUCUUUAAAUUUUAUUUAAAUCAUUGGUGUAGGCCCAAAACAAUUUGUAUUCUUUAGUCUUAAAUUUUGUUUAGUCAUUUAUGGCAUUAAAAAAAGUUUUAACAUUUAAGUCAAUAAAAAUGUGCAUCUAACUAGACUCCAGAAUCUGAAUCCUCAAUUUCAAAAAAGAGGCUGAAUACCCAGCUCUUUACUGAACA
This is a messenger RNA of Centropristis striata (black sea bass), 1526 nucleotides long. RefSeq names its product G protein-coupled receptor 160 (gene gpr160). Bases 155 to 1024 code for a protein of 289 amino acids. The transcript has 2 exons. Gene Ontology annotation, cellular component: signaling receptor complex; plasma membrane. The record is from RefSeq and is a predicted model, not a curated record. Lineage: Eukaryota; Metazoa; Chordata; Actinopteri; Perciformes; Serranidae.